AUGAAAAUGGAUCCCAGUCAGUACAAGGCGAAUCGCGAAACCCUUGUACAAAACAUGAAAGACGAAGGCGUCGACCCUUAUCCGCACAAAUUUCACGUCGACUACCGCUUGCCGGACUACGCAACCGAGUUUAUGAAACAGACGACGGACGGCGCCAAGCUGGAAGACACCAUUGUUUCCAUUGCCGGUCGCAUUGUGUCCGUGCGUGGACAGGGAAAGCUCUACUUUUACGACUUGCGCGGCGACGGAACCAAGGUGCAGAUCAUGUCCGACCUCAAAUCCUACGCCGCCGGCGAAGAAGCCUUCUUCAAGAUCCACCGGACCAUCAAACGCGGUGACAUUGUUGGAGUCAAGGGACGUCCAGGAAAGUCUAAAAAGGGCGAACUCUCCAUUUUUCCGAUCGAAAUUCAGCUCUUGUCGCCUUGUUUGCAUAUGUUGCCCUUCCCCAAGGGUGACUCCAAUUUGGGUGGAAUCACCAACAUGGAAACGCGCUAUCGCCAACGUUACUUGGAUUUGAUCGUCAAUGCGGAUGUCCGCAAGACGUUCGAAAUUCGAGCCAAAGUUAUCAACAAAAUUCGCAAGUACCUGGAUGAACGACACUUUUUGGAAGUCGAAACACCUAUGAUGAACAUGAUUCCCGGGGGUGCCGUGGCGCGGCCUUUUGUAACCUACCACAACGAUUUGAGCAUGGACUUGUUCUUACGCAUUGCACCCGAACUGUACCUCAAAAUGUUGGUGAUUGGUGGACUCGAUCGGGUGUACGAAAUCGGACGCCAAUUCCGCAAUGAAGGUAUCGAUUUAACCCACAACCCCGAAUUCACCACGCUCGAAUUUUACAUGGCCUACGUCGACUACAAUGAUCUCAUGGAUAUGUGCGAGGAGCUCGUUAGUAGCAUGGUCAAGGAAAUUACUGGUGACUACAAAAUUAAGUACUCACCCAAGCCCGGUAUGGAAGAAGUCGAGAUUGACUUUACUCCCCCGUUCAAGCGCAUUUCCAUGAUGGAAGGUAUUGAAGCAGCGAUUGGCGAAAAGUUACCGGCCAUGGACGACCCUGAAGUCGAUCAGAAGCUGCUCGCAGUUUUGACCAAACACAACUUGGAGUGUUCACCCCCGCAUACAACAUCCCGCUUGCUGGAUACCAUGGUGGGAGAAUUCCUGGAAGACCACAUCAUUCACCCCACUUUUAUUACCGAACACCCUCAAAUUAUGAGCCCCUUGGCUAAGCAUCACCGAUCCAAGCCGUUCUUGACGGAACGAUUCGAAAUGUUUGCGGCGGGUCGCGAGUUGGUCAAUGCCUACACCGAAUUAAACGAUCCUGUCACACAGUACAAGUUAUUUUUGGAACAAGCCAAGGCUGGUAGUGCUGGUGAUAACGAAGCCAUGGUCAUGGACGACUCUUUUGUCACGGCUCUCGAACACGGUCUCCCACCCACUGGUGGAUUUGGUCUCGGUGUCGAUCGCCUUACCAUGUUUUUGUCCAACAAGAACAAUAUUAAGGAAGUCCUGCUAUUCCCGGCCAUGAAACCGACGGAUGAACAGUUGGCGUUGACGAACCAUCACAGUACGGCCAAGUCAGAUGUAGCGGUCGUAUCCGAAGUAGAGGACAAGGAGUAG
Molecule: messenger RNA, 1614 nt
Organism: Phaeodactylum tricornutum CCAP 1055/1
Lineage: Eukaryota; Bacillariophyta; Bacillariophyceae; Surirellales; Neidiaceae
Exons: 3
Coding region: 1-1614 (537 amino acids)
Biological process (GO): lysyl-tRNA aminoacylation
Cellular component (GO): cytoplasm; cytosol
Molecular function (GO): ATP binding; tRNA binding; lysine-tRNA ligase activity
Source: RefSeq, a predicted model, not a curated record